Molecule: messenger RNA, 254 nt
Organism: Onychomys torridus (southern grasshopper mouse)
Lineage: Eukaryota; Metazoa; Chordata; Mammalia; Rodentia; Cricetidae
Product: 60S ribosomal protein L39-like
Exons: 2
Coding region: 73-228 (51 amino acids)
Biological process (GO): translation
Cellular component (GO): cytosolic large ribosomal subunit; ribosome
Molecular function (GO): structural constituent of ribosome
Source: RefSeq, a predicted model, not a curated record
GACUCACAAUUUGUUGUUUCCCCAACCUGUGCACUCAGCAGAGUGUGUGCCUAUCUGCCUUUGUUCUUCACCAUGGCUUCUCACAAGACAUUCAGGAUCAAGCGAUUCCUGGCUAAGAAACAAAAGCAAAAUCGUCCCAUUCCACAAUGGAUUCAGAUGAAAACUGGCAAUAAAAUCAUGUACAACUCCAAGAGAAGACACUGGAGACGAACCAAACUGGGUCUAUAAGAACCCCAUAUUUUACGCUGUUUGAG